UCUGACUCUCAGCCACAUUCCGAAAUCAGAGUGUAAGUUGGUUCUGGAAAGGCUGGGCGACGCGUCAUGGAAGGCAAGAGCAAUGGAGCGGGGGCUUUGAGGUUUCUGAUCUUGUUCCUCUUCUUGACAAGCUCUGUCACAGCGGAAGACCCCCGGACAGAGCUGGGGGAUGAACGCGUUGUUCUGCAGACAAGCAUGGGGGACAUUGAAGUGGCGUUCUUCCCCAAGCUGGCCCCCAUUACAGCCGCUCACAUCUUAAAGCUCUUUAAACUGGGCUGCUACAACUCAAAUCACUUCUUCAGAGUUGACAAGGGCUUUGUGGCGCAAAUAGCAGAUGUAGUGGGGGGCAGACAGGUGCAGCUAGACGCUCGGCAAUUGGAGGAGGGGGACAAAGCAAUCCCGGGAGAGACCACAGAUGUGCCACACGUCAGGGGCAUACUUUCCAUGGCCAGGCAUGACGACCCCAACAGUGGCAAGUCGAGUUUCUCCAUUCUGCUGGGCAAUGCCCCCCACCUUGAUGGAAAUUACGCAAUCUUUGGGAGGGUAAUACGUGGAGACGAAGUCCUGGCCCGGAUGGAGCUCGUCGAGACCACGACGGAGGGCAUCUUCGUCAUGCCGAAGGAGCGGAUAACAAUACUAAGCACGUACGUGUACAGUGUGAACGGAGAGGGCGACGAAGUCAGCUCGGAAGGACGGUUACGAAAGCUAGAGGAUCUCGCCAGCGAAACGGUAUCGUUUCUAGAAAGGUUCGUAAGCAGGGGUGGCUCCUGAGAAAGAGAGCAGGAAGCAGAGCUUCGAGAGCGAGUAGGGCUGCGGUUCUGAGUUUCCUUGAGAAUUUAUGGUCCGGCCGCAACUCGGUCGAACCCAAACAAAGAGCCAGAUCUGGCUGAAUUCCAAAGGUGUGCACUUGUUCAUUAUCCUGCCCGCACUGCAGGGGUUGCUCGUAGUCCCUUAUGAAAGACUGAUGUUGAACUUUGACUGCUGCAGUCCGCGCCAACAAGUGCGUUGGGCCCUCUUCUGCAUGUUGUGCUGGUCGCUUUUUGCUGCUUUGCUGCAUACAAACUGUCGACACGCAGAAGAUAAGGCGAGAAUUGGUAGGGCAAAUCCUGGUGAGAUCAGCCGUUAUAUGUACUGUCGAAUCCGCAUAUGGCUAUAAAGCCCGAGUAUGAUAAAGUUUUGUCGAAAAGCGCGCUUUAACGGGCUUCACUGAAUCAACG
Molecule: messenger RNA, 1217 nt
Organism: Klebsormidium nitens
Lineage: Eukaryota; Viridiplantae; Streptophyta; Klebsormidiophyceae; Klebsormidiales; Klebsormidiaceae
Source: the annotation of a GenBank genome assembly